CCGGCGGGCCGCCUGCGUGGAGAGUCGAGAUGUUGACCCGGCUGCAGGAGCUGCGCAAGGAGGAGGAGACGCUGCUCCGCUUGAAAGCGGCUCUGCACGACCAGCUGAACCGGCUCAAGGUUGAAGAGCUGGCCCUUCAGUCGAUGAUUAGUUCUAGAAGAGGUGAGAUGCUGCCUUCUCAGCCUGUACCAGAACCAUCACAUGAUAUGCUGGUGCUUGUAGACAAUGAAGCAUCAAUCAACCAAACGGCACUGGAGUUGAGCACAAGGAGCCAUGUGCCAGAAGAGGAGGAGGAGGAGGAGGAGGAGGAGGAGGAGGAGUCGGAGUCAGACUCCUGACGGGGAGAAGAGCCGGGUUAGUCGUGCGAGUUAAUUCUCAGAGACGUUCUCUCUUCAAAGAGUGCUCAUGGGCCCUAUAGCCUGCUUUAAAAGGAAGCACGAACUUUAGGAGGAUGUGGAGUUGUAAUAAUAGUUCCAUCAGUAACUCAGGUUUCAGAGUGCUUUAACGAAAGUUGGUGACAGAAGAGCAGAGAUGCAGUGUUUCAGCAUUGAGCAGUAUGGGUGGUGCUGUGUUUAUAGGCUGGUCAGACUGAAUAGUUGCCUUCUAAACAAAAAACUUCCUCUGAAGUGCUAUUGAGAAGGUCUGGCAUCUGCAAAAAGGGCAGAGUUUAAAUACAAGCCAGCCUUGCAGCCAACAAUGCCUCUAUUAAGAAAACCACUUAAACACUGUUCGCAUGCCACUGAACCCUUGUGAGCAGAGCAAGGCUACAGUCUGGGAGAGAAAAAGAUGACAAAGAGACAGAGGGCACUUGAGAGCCCAGGCUGCUGCCACCUCUCAGUGACAUCGUAACACUGCCUACUACACGCUAUGUGUGGGUGUCAUCACACCUCGGUUGAGACAUCAUUAUGAUAAAAACGAUUAGAAAUAAGUUACAGAUAAAUAGCUGUCAUGCGGCUUGCCACUUUCCAGACAACAGACCAAAGGAUCAGUUCCUCUGGGGUGAACGAUACAGUAGGAUGGUUUAAACCCAUUUCUAGACUUAGGAAUUGUGCCAUUGAAGAAGGAUCACGAGGCUUGGGAGAUUGGAUUUCAUAAAGAAUUGACAGCAGAAUAAGAGAAACUUCAUAUUUUAAGUUGACACUCAUUUUUGCUUAUUGUCCCUUUUCCAGUGAAUACACAAAUAUGUAGUUGCUUGAUUUUAUAAAAGUAAUUUGCCCUGCCCAGAAAUAGAAAAGCCAAACAAAACACAACCUUCUUAGGCAUAGCUUCUUACACAACUGUUCUAGGAGAGAGCAUAGACAUAUUUGUUAAUCGAUGUUUCAUUAAAUCAAUGAAACAUCUAUUUGUUUCAUUAAAGUUAUCUUAAGCUACUCUUACAUGAAGUAGCCAGAAGCUUAAAUGAACAUAUUUCUUGUAAAACACAGUGUGAAUAUCAUUUUGCAACAAAAAGCAUCAGGGUAUACAUUUUGGGGUCUAAUGUCAGAUACAAGCAUGGGCUUUUAAGAGUUGGAAAAGUUGGGUAUGAAUUCUAGCUUGACGACCAACUGGUUGCUUGCUUUUCACCUUUUCGGGAGUUCUCUCGUGUCUAUAAAAUGAGUAUUCACAUCUGCUCUAGCAGUUUCAGGGAUCCUCGUGAGAUGCUAAUGAGGUAUCACUUAAAAAUCCAACUAUUGGUAAUUCCCUGGUGGUCCAGUGGUGAGGAUUCCUGUGCUUUCACUGCUGAGGGCAGUUUACACAUUUCAGUGAGACAUUCUCAGAGGUGGUGACAUCCUCUCUGUUAGGAAAAGACCCUGGAUGCGAGGAGGGUGUGGUUCUUUAACCUCAUCUGAAUGUUUCUUGUUGAAAACAUGUGUGUUAGACUGUUGACUUAGAGAGCAGAUGUUAGCCUCUCAGGGGGAAAAAAUGAUUGAUUGGCUGAGGCAGCCUUGUAUAUAUAGUAUUGACCAGUAUUUAAAAUCUUGGCUGUCUUUCCGGCUCUCGUAGAUCUGCAGUGGAACUACCUACUUAGGAGAUUUACUGUUUUUAAUUUGAAAAUGAAAUAAGUGUUUAAACAAAUAUUUAUUUUGGUUUUCUAUCACCUGCUCUUUCAAAGAAGGAAAUGAGGGAAGAAGUGCUGAUUAGGCAGCCUCAUAUAUAACCUAAAUCUCAAGAGUUACUUUUCAAAGAAAGGGCGGGCCAGUCAGGACACGGCUUUGUGGGGUUUUUUUUGCAAUUUCACGGCCAGCCCACAGGCACGGAAGUCGGUGCCCAGCACUCUUCUCCUCUCCAGGGACGCGUGUCAGCUGUAACUGGUGACAGCGGGGAAGCCACGGCUUAGUGGGGCGAGCAGCACAGUGCAGUCCCGGGGGGAGGCUCCAGUGCCGGCUGCCCGCCACUGCUACCCCCGCCUCCUGCUUUCCCCUUGUAUAAAGAGAUGGAAGAAAUCAAUGGGAUCUGUUCACAGGUCCACAGGAAAGCUGGCUGGAAGAUAAGGGUGCUUGCUGAGAAGAACUGGACAAAGUCCAAAGAUUAGAAUUACAGGAAGCCACAUUGGUCCAAAGCACUGAACUUGUUCUUAGUGUGGUAUUUCCGCCUUCCAGCUUCCUUCCUGUCUUUGCGUUUCCCCCCUCAUUAAUGCCUGGCUGCUAAAUCAUUUGAUGAUUUGUCCACUACAGACACUGAAAAUGCCACCACAAAAGCAGAAAUCGUUUUCAUCCUUUGAAUUUGAUAGUACAUUUAUUAGAGUAAGAGAUUAGGUUUGUCAGACAUCUGGAUUAAGAUGGUUAAAGGAUUUUCAUAGUUUUUAGGCACUGUACACGCUGUUGUUUGCAAUAGCAUCAGUACUUGGGUUUGGUGAAAGGUAGAUCUCCUUUAUUUUAAUGCCUUGAUCCAUUUGUAACAUUCAGAGUAACUCCACCAUUUUAGAAACACUAAUCCAAACUUAGAGAGACAGCACUAAAUAUCCACACGGUAUAUUU
Odocoileus virginianus texanus is the source of this 2957-nucleotide messenger RNA. RefSeq names its product small nuclear RNA activating complex polypeptide 5 (gene SNAPC5). Gene Ontology annotation, biological process: transcription by RNA polymerase II; transcription initiation at RNA polymerase III promoter. Gene Ontology annotation, cellular component: nucleus. NCBI's taxonomy places the organism in Eukaryota, Metazoa, Chordata, Mammalia, Artiodactyla, Cervidae. The record is from RefSeq and is a predicted model, not a curated record.